UGCCGCCACUAGGUGUCCGGAAGCGCUCCGGUCAGACUGGCAGAGAGCGCUGGAAGAAGCCUGCCGCCCCGGCCUCUGUGUGUGGAGGGUUAAAGCGCCAGCGAGGAGCAGGAAUGGCUGCGAGCACCGGGGUCUGGACGUCUCUGCAGCGUAGACCGAGAGGAGGCGUGACGCUGCGUCCGGAGUUUUUUUGAGCUUCAGUUAUGUUAUUUAUUCGGGACGACGUCUAUAAAGAAUAUGCAAACAUGAUGCUGAAUAUUGUCGUUCUGUCUAUGAUCCUUUGCAUAUCGUUGUCCUUCUGGAUAAUAUCAAUUACUGCAAGUACAUAUUACGGCACUCUGCGGCCCAUAUCUCCGUGGAGAUGGCUGUUUUCUGUAGUCAUUCCUAUGAUUAUUGUUUCCCAUGGCUUAAAAAGAAAGAGCUUAGAUAGCAGUGGAGCUCUAGGAGGGCUGCUGGUCGGUUUUCUUCUGACAGUCGCUAACUACAGUUUUUUCUCAGCUCUUCUUAUGUUCUUUUUUACAUCCUCAAAACUCACAAAAUGGAAGGGAGAGCUUAAGAAGAAGUUUGACUCUGAGUACAAAGAAGGUGGACAGAGAAACUGGGUACAGGUGUUCUGUAAUGGGGGUGUACCUGCAGAGUUGGCUUUGCUGUACAUGGUGGAAAAUGGUCCUGGAGAGAUACCGAUAGACUUUUCCAAGGAAUACACUGCCUCAUGGAUGUGUCUGUCACUUCUUGGGGCCCUUGCCUGCUCGGCUGGGGAUACUUGGGCUUCAGAGAUUGCUCCCGUCCUCAGCAAAAGCUCUCCUCGAUUGAUAACCACUUGGGAGAAGGUUCCUGUGGGUACAAAUGGAGGCAUCACAUUCAUAGGUCUCGUUGCGAGUCUUCUUGGUGGCUUAUUUGUUGGCAUAGCUUAUUUUGUCGCUCAGCUUAUGUUUGUGAAUGAUUUAGAAAUUGCUGCCCCACAAUGGCCAAUUAUUUGGUAUGGUGCGAUGGCCGGCUUGCUUGGCUCAAUCCUAGACUCUUAUCUUGGAGCAAUAAUGCAAUAUACGGGUUUUGACGAGAACACGGGGAAGAUUGUCAAUCAUCCAACAAGCGGUGCAAAACUGAUAUCUGGGAAGCCCAUCCUGGACAACAACGCUGUAAACCUGUUUUCAUCAAUCCUCAUAGCAAUUUUGCUACCGGGAGCUGCCUGGAGUAUUUGGCCGAGAACAUAAAUUAUUGCACAAUGGCAAAAUACAGCAAAAAAUAAUACUGACUGUGUGGUAUAUCCUAGGUUUGCAUGGGACAAAUUAUAUGUGAUAUCACUUAAUAUCAUUUGGAGAAAAUAAUACUAAUGAACACUGAAUGAAUAAUAAUACAGCCACUCUCUUUUAGCACUUCAUGUAUGCACCUAAGGCAGUGUACAAAUAGUUAAACUUCACCAGCUAAAACUAUAGCCCGACUCAUUUUGGUGUAACACUUAAGCACUGUGUAUAAAGGGUGAUUUCUUUUAAAAUUUAGACUUGAAAUAAAUAGUAAAGUAGAUAAUGUGAUAUAACUGCACAUCAGCCGAUUUUCUGAUCUUUUAGAGAAUUGUAAAUUUAUUGUUUUUUGCAGUUGCUAAUUUUAAUGUGUCAAGUGGACCAAGACUUUUUUGCUGCUCGUGUCUGUGAGGAGCAUAGAUAACUGAAAUGAAUGUAUUAGGCUAGGGCGACACUAGUCGUGGCUGGAAUCGCUUAGUAGCGGUGAUCCCAUAGAAAUAAAUGGGAUCACCACAGCAGUCGCAAGAAAUCCAUGUCCCAUCCAUCUUUUCACUCACAGUAAAGCCUCUAUUAUACAGGCAGAUCAGCAAGCGAUUGUCGGGAGGGAAGCGUUCCCUCCCGGCAAUCGCUUGCCAGCUAGAGGAGGAGACCACUGCUGUUACAUGCAGCAAUCUCCUCAGUAACCUGGGGAGAAGCGAUCACUAUGCCAUCAGUGUAAAAUAAAAAAGAUAAAGACAAAAUUUAAAACUAAUAAUAAAAGCAUGCUGCACCGCAGCUUCUAGCCCUGCCCCCAGUGACCAUAAUCCAUGCAUUGAAAUGACUGUUUUGGGGGAAAAAACAUCAUUAAUAAAAAAUUGUAGUUGCACAUUGUGCUAUUAACAAAAGAAAAUAUAAAAAAAAAAACUAAAAUACUAAAAAGAAAAAUUACAUAAAAAUAAAGCACUAUGUGUGAUUGAAAAAAGUUGCAAAAGUUAUUUACUUAACAGAAUAGAAAAAAGUUAUUGAUUUUUAAAGAUGCAUGUACUAAAAGAGAGGAAAAUGUGCCUGGUUGGGGGGGGGGGGGGGGGGGGUAAAAGGCCCUGGGUAGAGGAUUGAUAAAUGUAUGAUCACUGGGGGGAGCCCAGAAAGGAGGUUCAGGUAUUGAUAACAGACGUUGCAGGCAGCAUAAAGGAGAUGUGUGCCUAUCUGAGAUUUGCCGCAGCCUCAUGAUGACAUCACUGAGGGGGAGGAGCAGCAGGGCUGCGUUGUGAUGGGCGCGGCUAGGCUCCAGCACCAAUAAGUACAGCCUCUUGGGCUCGUUUCACCUUAUUAGUAUAAUUAUAAAAAACUAUUUUUUUGGGGGGGCUAGAAAAUUGUUAGGAGAGAAAGGUAUAUUUGGAAAUGGGUGGUGGCAGACUCCCUUUAAUAUUUUUUUAAUCAUAUUCUAAAAUAUUGCUAAGUGCUUGCAUUUUUGUGUGCGGGGGAAAUGAUUCUUUCCCACCUUUUUUUUUCCUUUUAAGCGGAGUACAAUGUGACUAUAGGGCUCGGUAAGGGAACUACAGACCAACUCCCUGGUCUCUUAGUAUUUUGCAGGUCGGCUUCCUCAGUCAUGGUAUUGUGGGGCACGGUCUUGGCUGUGGGUGUAGCUGCUGCCAAUAGGAGGCAAAACUAAGUGAGGAAAGCCCUAGCUCAGGGGUAGGCAACCUCCGGCUCCCAGCUGUUGUGAAACUACAACUCCCAGUAUGCAUACUUGCUCUGCUCUUCUAAGAACUCUCAUAGAAAAGAAUGGAGCAUGCUGGGAAUUGUAGUUUCACAACAGCUGGGAGCCGGAGGUUGCCUACCCCUGCCCUAGCUAAAUGAGUAUCUAGCUUCGUGUCUGCAGGACGUAGACCUACCUGCUUGUCAGGUGCACGGGGAAGAUUGUCGGUCCGCAAAAUAUAUACGGUCGUGUGCAUGAGCCCUAAUACUGUAGCUGUUGUUUUGUUUAGUUUUUUUGUAACUGCCUUUUAUGAUGUAUUAAUGAUAAUAUGGUUCCUUGUGUAAGCACUAUUGGGUGGCACAUGGACCAGCCAGGGCUUUCUGCCACCAUACAAGGUUUGUAGACACGUUAAUGCUGUGCGUAUGUGUGACUUCUCUAAUGUACAAAGCCAUUAAUUUAAAGUUUUUUUUGUGUUUUUUUUUUUUUUUUUUUUCAAUAAAUGAAUCAUUUUUACUUUGUUUGGACUGAUGAAGUUGAAUUAAUGUUUUGACCAAAGCAGAAUCAAGUGCACACGGUGCAGAUUUGUAUACAGAAAAUGAGCAUUAAAUCUGCACUAUUUAUUGGGGUUUUUUGAGCAGCUGUUAUGCGUUUUUUGUUGCAGUUUUUUAAUUAACAACCCCAUUGGAGUCUAUGGGGAAAGCCACAUAUAAAAGGUGUGGAAUCGCACAAACAGUUGAUGCUGUGGAUUUCAAAGUUUGCUCAGCAGGUCAAAUUCACUUUGCUGGUACCAUAUUACAAUGGUUUUUUUUUGCACUGAAAGCUAGUACUUAAUCCGCAAUGUGUGCAGAUGGCCUAAAGUAGGAUAAGAGAAAACUGUUUUUUCAUGGUGGAGAUUUCCUCCCACAUCUGCUGAAAAAAUUCACAUUUUUCAUAUCCAUAAAAUGAACAUCUAUGGCAUUUUUACAAUAAAAUUGCCAUCUGCAGGGUUGAAAAGCCACAGCAUGCCCAGAGUCCCAUGCUGACUCCUCCACAUCACCACCAAUUCGUUGCAGGUAGAAUUUUGAAAACCCCAUCCAAAUGUAUUGUACUGUAAAUUGUACCCAUUUUUUUGGUGUACAUCAAAAGUCAGUAACAAUUGUCAUAUUUGAACUUGGCAUAAAUGUACUGAAAUCAAUUGUAUUGCAUAUUUCAGUAAGAAGCUCACAUUGGCAUGCAUCUGAACAAUAUGGAAGCAACUCACUUUAUUGGCCUCUUUCAGACGAGCGAGUUCAUCUGACUCGCAGAGUGAGUAUGCGGCAGCUCCCAUACUGACCUGCAGUUCUGAUGGGGUUGCAUAGCAUUAUAUUGAUUUAUGAUGCUAUGUAACCCUUAGAGUUGUGUAAUCCAAUACAUUACAAAACUGUAUCAUAAAUCAACAUAAUGCUAUGCGACCCCGUCGGUGCUGGGAAGUCAGAACAGGAGCUACCCUAUACUCGCGCUGCGAGUCCAAUGCAUGUAACUUGCUUGUCUGAAAGGGGCCAUUGUCAGGAUUCAAAUUUUGUUGGGGAUUGAUACAACUGUGUAUCGCGUCCUUUUUCUCCUUCUCUUUUCCUCUUUUCUUCCCUAAGGCCUCAUUCACAGAUACGUGGACCACUGUCCGUGAAAACCUGUCCUGCUGAGUGCAUGGCGUCAUUGGUUGGUAUGACGCCAUGCUCGUCGUGCCGCCACCGCUGUACAGUAAUAUACUCGUAUAGAUCAUACUAGUGCACUCAGCAGGACGGGUUUUCACGGACCGUGGUCCACAUAUGUGUAAAUGAGGCCUAAAGGUGGAAACCGAACCAAUCAAGAAGAGUCUUUCCUGCAGGGGAUGACCACCUGUUUUAUAGCAAAAAAAAUGCAGAGAGAAACAUGCUUCUGAUAAUGCCUUGUAAUUGACUUCUUUCAAGUCGGCACCACUUCUCUAUUCUUUUGCCAGCAUUGCUUUCAGGCCUGGAUGCACUCUACUUUUUAUUUUUUUUAUGGUUAAUAAUGUAUUCAUGUUUUGAAGAAUGUUUUAAAUGAGUGUAAUGUUUAAAGAUUUAAAGUUUCUCUUUACGCCUUU
Bufo gargarizans (Asiatic toad) is the source of this 4999-nucleotide messenger RNA. RefSeq names its product transmembrane protein 19 (gene FAABTP). The transcript is spliced from 7 exons. Bases 204 to 1214 code for a protein of 336 amino acids. Lineage: Eukaryota; Metazoa; Chordata; Amphibia; Anura; Bufonidae. Gene Ontology annotation, cellular component: membrane. The record is from RefSeq and is a predicted model, not a curated record.